Molecule: messenger RNA, 852 nt
Organism: Spizellomyces punctatus DAOM BR117
Lineage: Eukaryota; Fungi; Chytridiomycota; Chytridiomycetes; Spizellomycetales; Spizellomycetaceae
Exons: 1
Coding region: 169-714 (181 amino acids)
Biological process (GO): response to heat; response to salt stress; protein complex oligomerization
Source: RefSeq, a predicted model, not a curated record
GUCUUGUUGGUACCAGACUACAUGAGUUUUGGACACAUCAUCGCAUUUUCUUAGGGUAUAAAAGCGGGUCAUGUCGUUCGGCAGGGAAAGCUAUCCAGUGAAUUUGGAAUUGGUCUAGUACAUAUCAAAGUCUGUACAUUGCCAAAUCUUCGUUGUUAAGAUCUCAGAAUGACCAUUCCCCGGCUUCUUCCUACACUUCUUCGGGACUUUGACCGAGCCUUCUCAUCGCUAGAGGAACCUCUGUCACAAGCUCUCUUUGCACGUCCGUUGCGUGGUGCACAAGCAGCGAACGUAUAUCGCCCGGCUGUUGAUGUGUCUGAAACAAAGAAUGCGUACCUUAUCGAAGCAGAGCUACCAGGCGCCCGGCGUGAGGACAUUGAUUUAGAAUUCACGGACAGCAAUACCAUUGUCGUAAAGGGGAACAUUGGGCCAAAAGAAACUGCGCAGUCAUACACAGACGCAUCCUCAGCAACGUCGGAGGCCUCAGCUGUAACGACCAGCAACACUGAUGCGCACACCCCUACAACCAUCUCAGCGGAGAUCCCUACAUAUUGGACUCAGGAACGUACCCUCGGUUCUUUCCGAAGAUCGUUUACGUUUCCGACAGCGGUAGAUUCUGAGCGAGUACGAGCCGUCUUCAGAGACGGGGUUUUGUCAGUGCAUGUGCCAAAACCUGAACAGAAGGUGAACAAGAUCAGCAUCACAGCGGAGUAACCAGUUUAGUGCAUUAGUGUUGUUUUUAGUUUUUUUUGUUCUUUAUGUAAACUCUGUUGUCUACCUUACUAGCAUGGCUGUGUUUAUUAUAAAUAAAUCUGAAUGAAAGAUCAGUCAUCCGAGAUGGGCUGUUAAUCU